Messenger RNA from Bombus pyrosoma, 4632 nucleotides. RefSeq names its product condensin complex subunit 1 (gene Cap-D2). Bases 152 to 4507 code for a protein of 1451 amino acids. The transcript is spliced from 20 exons. Gene Ontology annotation, biological process: mitotic chromosome condensation; mitotic cell cycle; meiotic chromosome condensation. Lineage: Eukaryota; Metazoa; Arthropoda; Insecta; Hymenoptera; Apidae. Gene Ontology annotation, cellular component: nucleus; condensed chromosome, centromeric region. Gene Ontology annotation, molecular function: histone binding. The record is from RefSeq and is a predicted model, not a curated record.
CGCAAUAUACGUGCGUUCGUGUAUAUGGUGUCUGAUUACAAAUAUUAUUAUAAUUUGUAUUUUUAUAAAAUAUUAUACAAACUCCAAAAUUUUCAGAUUUAUAAAUGAAGUAGUAAUUUUUCAAAAAGCUAUAUAUUAAUAAUCAAUUAAAAUGAUCAAAGACUUUAUUAUUCCUGUAAAUAAAGAUGAACUUUUACAAAGUCGGAGUGGACAAUAUUUUGUUAAAGAAAUCGUUCCAAUACGAUUGUUACCACAAGCUCUAGAUGAGAUUCGAUCAGCACUCCAAGCAAAUGGAGCCAGUUUCAUUUUAGACCAUUUUAAUACAUUUUUCUCCAUAAUUGUUCAUGGAAAUAAAGUUGAAUUAGCAAUUAUUAUGCGUGCCUUUACCAGAAUUCAAAAAGGUAUUGAAAUGUUAGUACUUGAUAUGGAAAGUAUAUUCGAAAGAGGAAAUGAGUUGGAAGAGAAACAUAGAUUGAGUUUGUUAAAUAUAAAUAAAAUGCUGGCAUAUUUAUUUUCUUGGUUUAUUUGCCAUAUAGAUGAUGAGGUUUUUAAAGAUGUAUAUGAUAAAUUAAUAGGCAAGCGUAAAAAAUCUGCAAAGUCGGAUAUGGAAGAUGAGUGGGAAAAUAGUAGAGAGAAAGCAUUAGAGUACAUCUAUAGAUUGUUACAAUUACCAUUAUCAAAACUUUGGCAACCUCCUAUCGUAGAAGACUCAUUUAUUGUAUUAUUCACUAAAGUGUGUUAUAAAAUUUUGGAACAAUGUAAAGAUUCAAAACAGAAAUCCCUGAGGCAAACUAUUUUCGAGAUUUUAGGUACUUCAAUUAAAAAAUAUAAUCAUGGUAUAAGCUGUGUGAUAAGAAUUAUUCAGUUAGUGAAAAUACAUGAUGCAUUAGCAUCUCACAUGGCUGUCGGAGUUAUUCAUAUGAUUAAUGAUUGUGGUUGUAAUGGUUUAGUGAAAGAAAUAAUGAAAGAGAUUGAACAAAGUGAAUUAUCUGAACUUGACAGUCGUAAUAUAUCAAUAUUCUUAGAGACUAUUGCUGCUUCAGCACCAAAUCUCAUAAUUCCUAUUCUUGAUGAUGUGAUGGAUUAUUUGGGUAGCGAGCAUUAUGCUAUGAGAAACUGUACCAUUAGUAUUAUACGUGAGGUUGUACAAAAAGCAUUGACUGGAGAUGAUCUUACGCAAGAACAGAAGGAUCAACGUGAUGAGUGCCUUAAUAACUUAGAAGAACAUAUUCUUGAUAAUAAUGCUUAUGUCAGAUCAAAAGUUUUACAAGUUUGGCAACAUUUAUGUUGUGAAGGAGCUAUUCCACUAGCAAGGCAAGGAAGACUUUUAGCUACUAUUGCAUUACGUUUAGAAGAUAAAAGUGCAAAUGUACGAAAACAUGCGUUACAACUAAUGCGUGCCUUAUUGCAAAGCAACCCAUUUGCAGGAAAAUUAAAUAAAGUAGAAAUUUCUAAAUUGUUAGAAAAGGAAGAAAUAAAAUUAAGAAAGUUGCAAACUGAAAGAGUUAGUAAAAGUGCUCGUGGUGACAAACAAAGAUUAGAAUUAUGGAAUACUUUACUUCCAGAAAUAAGAAAAGCAUUAAAAGAAGUUACUGAUGAUGGAAAGAAAAAGGACAAAAGCCAAGAUGAUGAAGUUGAAGAAGAAGAAGAUAUUAAUUCUGAUACAGCGUUUGAACAUGUAAGACAAUUAAUAUUAAAAGAAAAAAUUCUCGAAGCAGUAACAUAUUUGUGGAAAGUUUGUAUAAAAUUAAAACAAAGUCCAGAUAUAGAAGUUCUUUCUCCUGAAGCAAAAGAAGAAUGUCUGUUUUUACUUCUAUUGAAAACAUUUAUGGAAUCUGAAAGUAAUUUAGAUAACAUAGGAGAAAAUACAGAUGCAGUACAUUCAACAGAUAAAAACAAAGAGGAAGAAGAAAUAAUAUCAAAACGAGUUGUAAAUUAUUUAAAAAAUUGUUUGGAAUUUGCAACUGAAUUAGAGGUUGCUAUACCUAUGGCGGAAAAAUUACUUUUUUCUACUACAGCAACCGAUGCUAUCGAAGCAUGUACUUUACUUGGAAUUGCUCAUCAAUUUGGUGUAGCUGGAGCUACAGCUGCUAUACGUGAUGCUUUAUUUCAAGUAUUUCAUCGUGAUCAAUCAGUACGAAACAAUAUAGCAUUAGUGUAUAAAGAUAUUUACUUAAAUAAUCAUAAAAAUCAAAAGUCAAAACGACAAGAGGCUCUUACAUGUGUUAAAUCAUUAAUUGAUUUAUUAAAAGGACUUCAACCAGGUCAAAGUCAAGCUUUAACUCAGCUUAUAUUAACAUGGUAUAAUAAUAAAGAUAUAGGCAAUGACGUAUUACAGGUUCUAUGGGAAAAAUUUUCAAUGAAAUCAUCAGACACAGAUUUAUUAGAUAGCAGAUCUGCUUUAAUGUUAAUAACAAUGAUAGCUCAAGCUCAAAGCAGUAUUAUAAUUGAUAAUUUAGAGGUAUUAAUAAAGGUAGGGCUUGGACCACGAGCAAAGACUGAUCUUUUAUUAGCCAGAGAUACAUGUAGAGCAUUACUAACUAUAAAACAUAUGAGUGAUGAUAUUGAAAAGACACCUGUUAGGUAUCCCAAUGAUCAUGAAAUGUUUAAAGAAAUUCUUACUUUAUUAAUAGAAAAUUUUGCAAAUUUAGAAAAUGAUGGAUAUAUUUCAUUUGCAACUGAUGCGAUUAAUGCGAUUUAUCAUUUAGCAAAUCAGCCCGAUCGCUUAAUGAAGCAGUUAUUAUUACAAAUCUGUAUUCAGGGAAAAUUUAAUAAUGAUUCAUCUGAAAAUACUGUUCCGUUCUUUUUGUUAUCUAAAUUAUUAUAUUUAGUUGGACAUAUUUCAAUUAAACAAAUGGUACAUUUAGAUACAUCAGUCUACAAAGAAUUAAAACGAAGAGAUACUAUACGAAAAUUAAGAGAAGAGAAGAAUUCAAAUAAAAAUAAUAAAAAUUUGGAUAGAUCUCGAAGAUCAAUUACUCCUAAUUGUGCGAGACAAAUACUUCGCAAUAAGGAGAUAAGCAUCUUAGAAGAUAAUGGAGAGGAUGCUGUGGAAGGUGCGGCAGAAGAUGCAGAUGCAGAGUUUAUAAAUGACAUUCUUGAAAAUCAUAUUGUAACUGGAGAUGGACUUUUAGUAACAUUUGUUCCAUUAGUACUAGAUGUAUGCCAAUAUCAUGAUAAGUAUAACGAUGAAGAUGUACAAGCUGCUGGAGCUCUUGCUCUCAGUAAAAUGAUGACAGUGAGUUCCAGGUUUUGUGAAAAAUCAUUACAACUUUUAAUUACAAUACUAGAACGUUCACCAUAUCCUAAUAUUCGGGCCAAUGUUCUUAUUGGGAUAAGUGAUCUUACAACUAGAUUUCCAAAUCAAAUUGAACCAUGGAUGAAACAUGUUUAUGGCAGACUUCGUGAUGAAGAUAUGAAUGUAAGAAGUACUUGUGUUCGAGUUUUAUCAAGUCUUAUAAUGAGAGAAAUGGUGCGUGUGAGAGGUCAGAUAUCAGAACUAGCUCUCUGUAUAAUUGACAAAGAUCCUCAAAUUCGACAAGAUGCAAAGCAAUUUUUCAAAGCACUUUCACAAAAAGGCAAUGCUCUCUACAAUGUGAUGCCUGAUAUAUUGUCUCGCUUAACUGAUCCUGACUUAGAUAUAAGGGAAUCAGAUUUUCAGGAAAUUCUGAAGUAUAUUUUGAAUUUAUUACAAAAAGAAAAACAAGUUGAUGCCAUUAUUGAUAAGAUUUGUGCUAGAUUUAAAUUGGCUACGACAGAAAGACAAUGGCGUGACUUCGCGUACUGCCUUUCACUUUUACAAUUUAGUGCAAAAAGUAUAAAUAAGAAUAUAUAUUUAUUUAAAAAGUUAAAAAUGCGUUUAAAAUUUUAUGAGAUAUCAUUUCUUUCUAUAAUUAAUGAAUUUUAUUUAGGUAUACAUCGUCUCAUUGAAAGUUUACCUUUACUGAAAGACAAAAUUCAUCAUAAACAAGUUUUAAAAGCAUUACAGUCUGUUAUUGAACAAACAAAGAAAAAACCAAAUACAAAAGUAGCAUGUAUAGAAUUGGAAGAAAAAAUAGAAGAACUUCUUAAAGGAAAAGACAAGUCAAAUGAAGAUGAUAGUGAAGUAAUGCCACCACCACCAGUGCCAAAAUUAAGAAAGCACAAUAAUAGACGCAGAAAACGUAGUAGUAGCGAGGAAGAAGAGGAUGAUAAUAUUGAUAGUGAUCCUGAUUCAGAACCCGUAACAAAAACAAAAAGUUCUAAAAAACCAAAAUCGCCUGAACAUAAAUCGAGUUCCGAUUCAGAUUCAGAUAAUGGUGUAUCAAUGAAAACUUCUAGAAAACAAUCUACAGUGAAUACACCAACAAUAAGUGUUUCAAGAUUAAGUCGAAAGAAGCGUGUUAGUUCAGUUUCAACCGCUCCAUCACCGUCGCCAUCACGGAAAAAAAAUAAACAAAUUACAACGCCAAUACGUUCUUCACAAAGAUAUUCACUACGUUUAUCUCAAUCAAAAAAAAAUCAUUAAAGUUUGCAUAUAUGUGUAGAUAUAUCUCAUUUUGUAAUUUGUUAUGUAGCUUAAGUUCAGGAAGUAAAGCAAAUGAAAAAAAUAUACUUUUAUAUCUUGAUCAUUUUAAUAAAAACCGAAUAAAA